AUGCAACCGUCCAAGACGUUGAUGAGACUGCACUUGGAGCAUUGUGUGCAGUUCCGGUUGUCUUGCUAUUGGAAAGCUGUCAUUAAGCUGAAAAGGGUGUGGGAAAGAUUUAAGGAUGUUACUGGCACUACAGAGUUUGAGGUACAAAGCCGGCAGCCAGAACAAUUAAUGAGACAGCAAAUGGAACAGGUCCAGCAGCUGAUGGAACAGCAACAGAAACUCAUCAAGUUGCUUAGCUGGCCCAUGGCACAUCAAGGCUUUACCCUGCCAGUAGGGUUCGCACCUUCAUGGACUGGUAUUUCUGCAGGCCUGCCACCAGGAAACAAUGCAAUGAUACAGUUCUCUAGUCCAUCUGCCAAGGAAGAUUCCACAAAUGUCCUUACCCAGGCAUCAUUUCCCAAUCCACUGGUUGAAACUGCACAGUCCACAAAGCAGCUAAAUUCAUCAACAUCAGCAAAUGGCAACCAUAUUCAGACAGCAAUACAUCCACAUCUAUCUCAAGGCAUGGAUGAUUCAACUGCUGAAUAUUGUGCUCUGACUCAGUGUUCAGCUAAUGGAAAGCUCAAGAGCCAGGCAUCCAGACAGAAAUCACAAGUAAAGGAACCAGAAACAAGUGUGGACGAGUGUAUCCUGGAGCAUGAAAACUAUCCUGGAAAUCUUUCUCCAAUCAAUGAAGAGAAAGCUGAGCAAGGAGAAGAGCAGCGUGUUGUCACUCCUUUUGGAAUUAAAACAAAUUCUAAGGAAAUGGGGCGACUAGAGGAAAGACCUAUCAGGCCUGGAGUUGAUGAAAAGCAAAAGACUUUUGAAGAUUUUGUUGAAGAACAACUUAAGGUGGAUUCAGAGUUAUUUCAACAAGAUCCCCAGGAUAUAAAUGAGGUGAAGGUGGCUCCAAAGAAGUCUUUCCUAAAACGUGGGGAAGGUAUUGCACGAUUUGAGAAGAACAAGGAAAAUAUUCUGAAGGAACAAAAGAGGAAUCCAGAUCAUGAAUCGGUGGAUCAAUUGCCCAAAAAAGUUAGGUUCUAUAAUCAACGCCGGCUUUCCUUGCCCUCCUUCAAUGAGUACAAAAAGCUCCAGAUUAAUAAACAGUCAGCUUUGAAAAAACAAGUUAGUAGACUAGGGCUUGUAGAAUCUAAAACGAAGAAGUUUGUUUCUACCAGUAGCUCCAUCACAAACAGCAAGAGAAAAGAACUCAAGCAAAAGGAGAAGCAAGACGAAAUCAAGAAUAGUACAGAUGAGGGUAUCCAAAGUGACAUAAAUGUCCCAGAGUUAUCUACCAAAGUUGAAUCGCCUUGCAAAUAUUCUAAUGAAAGAAAUAGUGGAAGUCAACGAAUAGUACAGGAAAGUAGAACAGGAGAUGUACGUCCUGUGGGGGAUUCCCAAGGAAGAGCUAAUGCAAGUAAAGAUUUAAGCUUACAUAUUCUAGAAAGACAGCAAUUGAUUAGAGCUGGUCCUGAAUCACAGAGUCAAACAAAUAGCAGUGUUUCUCAUGGAAGUGUGGAAAGGCAAAGCCAAGGCCAAGAAGUAGGACAAAAUGUGGCAAACAAUUUGCAGGGAUCUUCAAAUGAUCAACCACCUUUCAACAGCACCAAUCAACAGGAAUGUCCAAGUAUGAAUAAAUCAGAGACUUUAGACUGGAGCACUGAACUACCCCAGGAGCAAUCAGAGCAGAAGCAGAAUAAUUUAACUAACAUCAAAGAUCCCAGAAAAAUGCAAAGUGGAAAAGGCCCGAACAUCGGUUUUAAAAAAGUAAAUGACAAAAUAAUACAAGUGACUUCUGACAAUCUGCCAUGCCACAGAGCAAGUUUUGGGACCCAGGAAGGCAAAGACCAUAAUAUGCACAGUUUUGCAAACACAGGAUUAAUACCCCUUGUAGAUUAUAAGCACAGUAUGCAUGGUUAUUUCAAAAGUAGCAAUGAACAUUGUGGAGUCUCUAACGUUAGAGCAUAUGGUGUAGAUCCUGACAGCAAUGGCCUGAAGUCUCAGCUUCAGCAACCACCCACAGAUGAAAUCCUACACAUCUCUGUUUGCUCUGGCAGAAGUCUAGACUUAUCUGAUGAUGCCGACUAUGCAAGUGAUGCUCCAAGUGGAACGGAAGAAAUGGGCAUGGCAUUUCAAAAUUCACAGCAUUUUACACAUUGUAAAUCUACAGCUAGAAUGGCUGCAGUGAAAUGCAAUACACCGAGCAGCACAACCAGCAGUGAGAGUGAAACUUCGGACCUCAAAUCUCCUUCAUCAAGGAGAUAUCCUUCUCAAUACAAUAGGCCCACGAGAAACAAAACCAAAACUGCAAGAAAGAAGUUAAACUUUGCAAAGAAAAACAUCAGCAAUUUUGUGGCAAAUCAAAAAUGUGGUACUCAACAAUCUGAUCUCGUGCAGCUGUCUUGUCAUGUCCUUGCACAGCAAUUGUCUCCAGCACUUAGUGUUGAACAAAAUGCAUCAAAAACUUCAGACCAUUCUCACCAGAUGAAAACCAACAGUGGAAGUGUUCAAGAAGAUGCACAAUCGAGAAAACUCCAGGAGAAACUUUUACAACUGGAAACAGAAAUUGAUCGAUUUAAAGCAGAAAACACAGCUUUAGCCAAGCUUAAGGAGGAACAAGUGUUAGCUUUGGAAAGUCUCAGAAAACGAAUGGAUCAGUUUGAAUAUGAGAGGACUGAAAAGAUCACUCAAUUAGAGGCCACCAAGAAAGAGGAAUUGAAGAAGUUAAUGGAAGAAAGACAGCUAUCUGAGAAAAACUCACAAGCUAAGGUUGCUUUUGAUAAGAGAGACCAUGAAGCAAUGGAGCUCUUGAAGAAGCAGGUUGGUCAGUUGCAGGAAGAAUUAAAAAGAAAUGAAUCAAGGUGGUCUUUUGCACACAAUUACCUUCGGAGUCAGAUUGACACGUUGACCAAAGAAAACUUCGAACUACGGGAUGAGUUAAAGGCAGUAGAAUGCCAUCAGCUGGAGCCUGUCAUCAGAAAUGAGCCGGCCAUCCUUACCAGCAACAAGUCUGAAACACCGGUGUUCAAUGCCAUGAUCAGAAGUACAUCACAAACAGCUCAGUGGAGCCAUAGAAGCCGUAGUUCAACCCCAAAUGGAAGAAGAGUGCCUCUCGAAAGGAGUCAGACCCCAGUGAACACUGAACCGAAGAUUUCAGAAAAUAUGGUGAAAAGGGCUGAAAUUCAGAAAAGACAAAUGCAAGAAAUCCAAGGCAGGCCUCUUAUCCGUUUAAGAAGCAGAAGUGCAACGCCAACUGGACGGAAGACGCCCCUCCAGGAGAGACCAACAACUGAUCAAGCACUUUCAAAACCACCCAGUGUGUUUUUUAAUGAGAGUAUUCAACAACCCAUAUCAAAUCACCAAAAGGCACAAGAGGGAAAGUUAUCUACGCCACGCUUGAAUCAAAGUGUGUUCCAAAGAAAUACUGCUGGACUUGCAAGGGGCGUUCCCUCUUCCAAUUCACGUAGUUCGGAGGAUAAUCUGUGUAAACAUUUGCAAACAACAGAACACAUGCCUAGAUCCCAAAGUUAUACUACUAAACAACAGGGAACAAAGGCUUUAAUCAAGAGUACAGUUGAAACACCAUCCAGACUGCAAGAAAGGCCUCCUUCAGGCCGCAGAAGUCGUAGUACAACCCCAAGUGGUAGGAAGACCCCUCUGGAUGGUAAACAAAUAGGCUUUGACAUUGAACAGAAGGUAUCACGGCCAAGUUCUGUUUUAUCUAGAAGAGAAAGUGCCUGUUUUAAGAGUAAUAUUACACAAGAUGAUGUUAGAGAAGAAAUCCAAUAUCCAGAUGGCAAGAUAGAACAGAUCCUGACUAAUGGAAAUCGAAUUAUUAUCUUUCCGAAUGGCACAAGGAAGGAGGUCAGUGCAGAUGGGCAAUCUGUCACCAUAACAUUCUUCAAUGGGGAUGUGAAGCAGUUCAUGCCAGACCAAACAGUGAUAUACUACUACGCUGAUGCAAAGACAACUCACACCACAUUCCCAAGUGGAAUAGAGAUGCUACAGUUCUCCAAUAACCAGAUAGAAAAACAUUAUCCUGAUGGUAAGAAGGAAAUAAUAUUUCCAGAUCAAACUAUCAAACACCUUUUUCCUGAUGGUCAUGAAAAGAGUAUAUUCCCAGAUGGUACAGUUGUGAAUUUGCAAAAAAAUGGAGAUAAAAUUAUUGAAUUCAACAAUGGGCAGAGGGAGAUCCACACGCCCCAGUACAAACGGAGGGAGUACCCUGAUGGAACCAAGAAGACCGUGUAUCCUAAUGGGCGCCAGGAAACGAAGUAUUCCACAGGUCGUGUCCGAAUAAAAGACAAGAAAGGAAAUCUUGUUUUGGAUAAAAUGUGACUGCAGUGACUUCUGUUAGACAAUCAGAAAGAGUUAUGUAAGAACAAGAAAAGAAAGUACUAACAGAAUUGCAGAAGUUGUCUUCCAGGCACUACAAUCUAUCUACAAAUCCAAUCCUGUUUCAUUUUCUUUUACGAUAUGCUUUGACUACAAGAGACUGAGUACUCCUCUAGAAUCUGAGCCAUACCUGUGCACUACAAUGUAUUAACCUGCAUGGAUUUUGUAUAUGGGAAUAGAGUUAAAGAAAAGCUGUCAUUGGGAAACAUGUAUGCAACUGGGUGUUGUGUUCCUGAUUUAACAGCCAGAAAAUUCCCUGGAGCCUAACAUGAAAGAUGAAUCUCAAGGUCAUUGGCACUUAACUACAAAAGAAAAUGCUAAGCACAUUAAAAAUACUUUGCAUAUAUUUAAUUUUUAUUAUAAAAAUAUUAAAGAGAGUUGGAAAUAAGCAAUGUUAACUGGGUGAGUCAAUUGGAAGCAAGUGAUCACAUGGAAGGAACUCCAAAAAAUAAACCACCUUGAUGGUGUUACUGUUUUGCUCUCUCACUAUUAAUGUUAAUUUAUUACCUUCACUUGAAUUAACUAUUUGCAAUAAAAUGUGAAAUUUCUACCGCAUGCAACAUACAGAGUACAAUUACAGGUGAGACUCAUGAAGAGCAGAAGGGUUUUCUAAAAAGUCACUUCACAACAUCCUCAUUAUGGCUACUCUUUAAAUAGAUACGUUUCUCCUGAAAUCCCUGUCAAUUUAUGUGGAACAAUUUUACAUCAUGAGCCCUAGACAACAGGAAUUCUGCAGAUGCUGGAAAUUCAAGCAACACACAUCAAAGUUGCUGGUGAACGCAGCAGGCCAGGCAGCAUCUAUAGGAAGAGGUACAGUCGAUGUUUCAGGCAGAGACCCUUCAUCAGGACUAACUGAAGGAAGAGUUAGUAAGAGAUUUGAAAGUGGGAGGGGGAGGGGGAGAUCCAAAAUGAUAGGAGAAGACAGGAGGGGGAGGGAUGGAGCCAAGAGCUGGACAGGUGAUUGGCAAAAGGGAUAUGAGAGGAUCAUGGGACAGGAGGUCCGGAGAGAAGACAAGGGGGGGAGGGGAACCCAGAGGAUGGGCAAGGGGUAUAGUCAGAGGGACAGAGGGAGAAAAAGGAGAGUGAGAGAAAGAAGGUGUGUAUAAAAAUAAAUAACGGAUGGGGUACGAGGGGGAGGUGGGGCAUUAGCGGAAGUUAGAGAAGUCGAUGUUCAUGCCAUCAGGUUGGAGGCUACCCAGACGGAAUAUAAGGUGUUGUUACUCCAACCUGAGUGUGGCUUCAUCUUUACAGUAGAGGAGGCCGUGGAUAGACAUAUCAGAAUGGGAAUGGGAUGUGGAAUUAAAAUGUGUGGCCACUGGGAGAUCCUGCUUUCUCUGGCGGACAGAGCGUAGGUGUUCAGCAAAGCAGUCUCCCAGUCUGCAUCGGGUCUCGCCAAUAUAUAGAAGGCCACAUCGGGAGCACCGGACGCAGUAUAUCACCCCAGCCGACUCACAGGUAAAGUGUCGCCUCACCUGGAAGGACUGUCUGGGGCCCUGAAUGGUGGUAAGGGAGGAAGUGUAAGGGCAUGUGUAGCACUUGUUCCGCUUACACGGAUAAGUGCCAGGAGGGAGAUCAGUGGGGAGGGAUGGGGUGGUUGAAUGGACAAGGGAGUCUCAUAGGGAGCGAUCCCUGCAGAAAGCGGGGGGAGGGAGGGAAAGAUGUGCUUAGUGGUGGGAUCCCGUUGGAGGUGGCAGAAGUUACGGAGAAUAAUAUGUUGGACCCGGAGGCUGGUGGGGUGGUAGGUGAGGACCAGGGGAACCCUAUUCCUAGUGGGGUGGCAGGAGGAUGGAGUGAGAGCAGAUGUGCCUGAAAUGGGGGAGAUGCGUUUGAGAGCAGGUACAUCGACUGUACCUCUUCCUAUAGAUGCUGCCUGGCCUGCUGCGUUCACCAGCAACUUUGAUCAUGAGCCCUAGUUUUAAUUUCCUCCUUCUCGUAAAAACAGUAUUAAUGGAAUGUCGCAUUGAUGUUAGUAGAUCAUGAACUUUCCUAAAAUAUCUUAUUCAGAUGUGUGCAUUAAACAACACUCCGCAACUCAUGUCACACUCUACGAGGGGUGAUUGAUAAGU
This is a messenger RNA of Mobula hypostoma (lesser devil ray), 6440 nucleotides long. Its product is annotated as centromere protein J-like. The transcript is spliced from 20 exons. Lineage: Eukaryota; Metazoa; Chordata; Chondrichthyes; Myliobatiformes; Myliobatidae. Gene Ontology annotation, biological process: centriole elongation; cilium assembly. The record is from RefSeq and is a predicted model, not a curated record. Gene Ontology annotation, molecular function: tubulin binding. Gene Ontology annotation, cellular component: centriole; centrosome. The coding region runs from base 1 to 4317 and encodes 1438 amino acids.